UUACUUUAGUUUAUGAUGAUUAUCUUUGUUUCAGCUCAUAAAGGCUUUGGAUUAUUUGAUAUAACUGACAACUGUGUUAUAAAAACAUGGGAAUUGAAGUCUGUUUUGAGUUCACUCGGACAAAAUAUCAUAACAGACGAGAAAUUACGUGGAAUGAUACAAGAAGCUGACGUACAUGGAAAUGGAAUAAUAGAUUUUGACGAAUUUAUAAAAAAGAUGAUUUCGACAAAUGUUAUAAUAGCUAGUGAAUUGUCCAGAGAAGAACUUGCAGCAUAUAAAGAAGCAUUCGGACUGUUUGAUGCAAACGGUGAUGGAGUCAUAUCAACAUGGGAACUAAAAUCUGUAUUGAGAGCACUUGGACAGAAUCCCACCAAUGAGGAAUUGAUUGAGAUGAUACGUGAAGCUGAUCUUGAUGGAAAUGGAAUUAUAGAUUUUGACGAAUUUAUAAAUAUGAUGAUUCGGAGGAACAAUUCGGAGGAAAGUGAUGAAACACUCCGAGAAGCUUUUAACAUUUUUGAUCAUGACAACAACAAUUUCAUUACAUGUGCUGACCUGAGGUACGUCAUCAAGUCUUUGGGAUUGGACAUAUCAGAUGAAACAAUCGAUGAAAUGGUUCGAGAAGCAGACGAAGACGGAAACGGGAAGGUUGGAGUUGAAGAGUUUAUAAAAAUAAUGAGAUCAAAAUGAGUGCUGUCUGCUGCAAACAGAAGAGAAGCUUUAUGCGAGCAUGUCAUUUAAACGUGUGCUUAUAAUUUAAGGCCAUGUAGACUUGAUUCUGAAGAAAUACGCAAUUAGUCUGCAAGUCGUUUUGUUAUUUUUUUUGUUAUUGUUGUUGCUGAACGAUUGUUUUUGAAAAACAAUAUUAAUAUUUUUUUUCAAUAAAUUUUUACAUUGAAAGACUA
Molecule: messenger RNA, 902 nt
Organism: Mytilus trossulus (common blue mussel)
Lineage: Eukaryota; Metazoa; Mollusca; Bivalvia; Mytilida; Mytilidae
Exons: 6
Coding region: 13-687 (224 amino acids)
Molecular function (GO): calcium ion binding
Source: RefSeq, a predicted model, not a curated record